CCCUCCCCUUCCCCUCCACUAUCGGCCCCAUCUUCAUCCAGUCCUUUUCUUUCCCAUGGAGAGGAAUUACCCCGCUGCAGGCUUCGGAGACCUCGGGGCCGCCGGCCAGGGAUGGAGUUACGACCGAGCGGCCAAAGCGAGCCUUGUGUAUGGGAGCUCCAGGUCGUCCCAUCCAGACGCAGAGCUGCUCCAUCGGCAAACCUAUGGCACUGCACACACUCUCCAGGGCUAUGCAACCAACCACCACCCAGGAAGCUCCAGACAAGGUGGGGCCUGGGGUGCUGCUGGACGCACACUUGGUCUGUCGGGGCUAUUUGACGCCGGCCUCCAUCAUUCCAAUCACCCGGGUCCUGACCCCUCCGUCAUGAAUCUGAUAUCAGCUCUGGAGUCGCGGGGUCCACAGCCACCCCCCUCUGCUUCCUCCCUCCUCUCUCAGUUUCGCACUCCUUCUUGGCAGGCUGCAAUGCAUACACCGGCCCCACCAGAGCUCUUUAUGUCAGGGACACUUCCUGGUUCCAGCUCCUAUCCCUCCUCCUCUGCCCUUUCUGCAUACCAGCAUUCUGGCUCCUUCUCUGGACGAUCUUUCACUCCAUCACUAUCCCUGCAGGACACACAUGCAUUUAGCCCGACUUCCAACGGUUUGCUAUCCCCCCACGAUCCCUUGCUGCACAUGAAAACACCAUCUCAGGCCAACUUGGGCUUUGAUCGCUUGCUGUCUUCCCACAGUGCCUCCUACCGGGGCUCCCAGGAGCCCCCGUCCUCUCCCCAGAUCCAAGCCCCUCCCACCUCCUCUAGUUGCCACCUGCCCCCUCCUCAGUUAAACCUGUUGUCCUCCCAGCUCCACAACCAGUCCUCCCAGCUCUAUAAUGCCUCCAUGUUCUCUUCCACACCAACCCUGCUGCCUACGGCUCCCCCACUACCACAGCCUUCUUCAGAGAGGGCAGUUUCCCGGCAGGACAGUGUGAUCAAGCAUUACCAACGUUCACCACCCCCUCAGUCCACAACACUCCCUCCACAGCAAUAUGUCAGCUGUGGUGGAUCAUCAAGCUAUCAGCAAAUAGCCAGCCACCACCGGCAUGCUGGAUUGUCCUGCAGUCCCCUUGGGGAGCAAAGCCCAUCUGACCCCAAGCCCUCACCAAGGUUGGAAUCCAAGACCUAUCGACCUAUCAUCCAAACCCCCUACACAUCCUUGUCCUCCAGCUCCUCGGCCCCUUCCUCAUCUGGCACUAAGGGACCCAAGAAUUCCAGCUCCAGUAGUGGCUACACUUCUCCAGGCUCAGCUCCAUCCUCUUCCCGUACCCCACACACUCCACCAUCAGCUUCCUCCUCUUCAUCUUCAUCCUCUUCAAGCUCCAAGACAAGCACUGGAUCCUUGGCUGCUCCCUCUUGUCAGCAGCCUCCAACACACUCUGUACCAGCCCCACCUCCUCUACCAGUGGUGUCAUCCAACCUUGUACAACAGCCAGCACCCAAACAAUGCCUCUCCACCUAUGGCUCCCCGCCUGUGUCCAAAUCUAGCACAGGCCUAGCCGACCAGACCCCUCCCCAACAACAUGCCCAGUCCUACUCUCCCAACCAGCAUCCAUCUGCACACAUGACCCAGACCUAUGGGGGCUUUACCUCACUUCAUGCCCAAGACCUGAGCUCUGGAGCAGGGGGUUCUGGAGGGAAGGCCUUCACUGGUAAAGUCUCAGGAGGACGCUCAUUUUCUGCAGAGGUAGUUUUUGGGGAUUCGAGCUUUGGCUCAACUCCACUCAGAAGAGCAAGCAGUCCUUCCUUAGGGUAUGGAAAUGCUGGAGGAUCAACAUUAAGUGGACCCGUAUCAGGAGCUACUUCACUUGGCAGUGGCGUUGGAUCUCCUGGAUCUGGUAACGGGGCAGCUAGUGUUGGUAAUGGAGGCAGCAGCUCUUACCACUUACCUGAGUCUUGCCCCUCGCCCUCCAUCAAUUCUUCUAUCAGUCACCCUGGAUUACACUCUCCAGCUUCUGCUCGCCCUGCUCAGUCCCCUGGAGGCUCAGGGGCCACCAAAUACAUGAACUCCAUCCUCUCGCCUGCUUAUAUGUCCUCACCACAAGGUUUCCCUGAUACACUGCAAGCGCAGAGCCAGUCCUACCACACAACACCACCCAAACCAAAAACGGACACCAACAUAUUGAGAGUCCAGCAAUCCCAAAAUGAGGACGAGGAUGAAGACGAUUUCCUCAUCCACCAUUUACUACAUGCCCAGAGCUCAACUCCCCAUCCUUCUCAGCAUCACCCACCUCCUCAGCAACUACCACAGCCGCUCCCACAUGGUAGAGAUGGGGAAGGCAAGGGGGUGACCUAUGACAUUAACAAAAUCUCGGAAGAGCGCUACCACCUUCACAGUGUCAUUCGUACCAAUAACAUCACCAGCAGUUCAGGUCCUGGAACAGCAAUUGAUGACAUUGCAAGUGGUUUAAACAGUCAACUCGAAGCAUCCCAGAACAAACAGCAACAAGUUAAAUCAGAGGCGACCAUAUCAAAGUCCAAUGUUGGAGGGGUUGGAAUGGACACUGACUCUCUUUCCCACUCCCAUCGACAACAGCAUGACUCCUUGGGCGCUGUAGUACAUUAUGGAAGAGCGGACCCCUACACACAGCACUCCCAUCACACCUCACAUGUGUCAUCACACUCUCAGCAACACUCGCAGCAUCCCCAGAUCGCCCAGCAUUCUCGGCACACUCAACACACACCGCAUUCGCAACAUACUCAGCACAGCCAUCCUAAUUCCCACUCUCACAGCCACCUUCACAUGGAUCUGAAGAAGCCUUCAGAUGCAAAUGACAAUGCCUACUUGUGUAACACACCCGAUGUGCAGCAAGCUCGACAAAGCCAAGUCCCCCUCUCCAUGAUAGAUUCCCCGCCAGACCCUCCCCAGCGAACUCACAUGCUGCAAUCUGUCCUUUCUCAUACUACUCAUACUAAGAUGGACCCCCAACAAUCCCCUCCACAGCAACAGCAGCAUCCUUUGAGCCAGCAGGCCAUGAUGGGUUCAGCUGGUGGAGCAGGGCCCGCUGGAGUGGAAUCCCAUCCACAGAACCAGUCUUCACAAUUGCAACUCCAGCUCCAGACCCAGGGUUUGGAUCCACACUACAACCUUGGAGCGCAGCCAAGGGAUCAAUCCCAAGCCAGUCAGAACUCAGUGUCUCCGCUAAACAUGCUAGACCAAACUCUUUCCCGGACAAACGGUAGAGGUAGUGGAGGAGCACUUGACCAAACAGGAGUUGGGGUGAACGUUACAGGAGGGGAGGGAGGUGGUGUAGACAGACAUAGACAGCAGCAUAUACUUACACCCCACCACCAUACCCAACAAACAACUUCAGAUCUUCAUGACUUUAUCUCUGAACCAGAUUUGGGCUUGUCCAACCCCUCACACCUGCACCACCUCAGCCAGCCCCAUGCCCACCAUCAACAGCAAGCUCACUCUCACCAUCAGAUGGCACAUUCUCAGUUAGCUCAUCCACACUCCCAUAGGAUGACAGCAAAUAUGGGAACUCCACAACAACAGCAGCGCCAACAAAGAGAGUCAGACAGUCUGUCACACUCCCAGCUUGACCAGCUCAAACAGCACCAGUUUGACACUGUGAGCCCAGUGGAUAAAGUAGGACUGAAUCAAGUUCAGCAGCAAUUUGCGCCUCUAACAUCCAUCUGCUUUCCAGAUUCUCUUUUACAUGAUGAAGACCGUUCUUUCUUUCCUGAGAUGGAGGACAUGUUUUGUUCAGCCGAUUACAAAUCAAGCUGUGCUGAGGAUCCUGGGUUAGGACAGGAUGCUCAAGAAAGCCUUACCCAGGGCCAUGGGCAGGGGCAAGAGGUUAUAGAGGCCUUAAAAACAGGCGAGGGCUAUGAUAUGGUUGGUCACAGUGAUCAAGGCUAUGAACAGUAUUGCCACAGCCUUCCAGGAACAGGGAAUGGCAAUCUAGACUUAGACCUUGACUCUAUGAAGACCCAUGAGCUUCCCUCUACUGUGAAUACUGAUCAGCUAGGCCUCAUCCAAUCCCAAACACCCACCAUGGGGUUGAGUUCAGCAAUUCAAGGGGAUGGCUCACUAAACAAGAUGAUGAGAGCUGUAGGAGUGAAUGGAGGUUCAAUUACUGCUGGUCUGACCUCACCUAUAUUCUGUUCAUCUCGUCCCAAGAAACUGCUGAAGAGCAGCUCAUUGCAUUUGCUCAAACAGCGGCGUGAACCACAACCUCAAACAAAGAAAAACUAUGCGCAGGAGUACGAAUUUGAGGGCGAUGAGGAUAAAGCUGAUGUUCCAGCUGAUAUUCGUCUUAACAGUCGACGCCUUCCUGACCUGCUCCCUGACUUGGUGUCAAGCUGUAGGAAAACUGGUGGCACAUCAGUAGUAAGUGCACUCAGUCCACUGAUGGGUGACGUGGACUUCUGCCACCCCUCCAGCUACGCUGCCCUUGGACAUCCUCCUCAACUCCCCCAAGAUGGCCCUAAAAAAAGAGGCAGGAAACCAACUAAACCAAAACGUGAAGGCCCUCCUCGGCCACGAGGUAGACCACGCAUACGUCCUCUUUCAGAGCCUCCGUACUGCAGGGGGCUGAUGGGAUCCGUGGCUGGAGAGAGUAAAAGGGGGCGGGGGCGAGGCCGAGGGCGAGGCAAGAGAGAGGAAGUGCAUGUUGAAAUGCAUCAAGAUAUGAACAAAAUUCAAAGCCUCCCAUAUCAGCAUCAACAGUUCAGCCAACUGCAGCAUCUUCAACAGCAUCCACACAACCAUCCUAGACAGCAGGCCGAGCACCAAGGACUACAACAACCGCAUCAUCACCUGCAUCAGCAGCAUCAGCAGCAUGAGCAGCAGCAGCAGCAUGUUUCCCACCCUAACCAACAACCGCAUCAACAGCAGCAACAUCAAAGGGAUCACCUUCAACACCAACAGCAACCAUCCCAGCAUCUGCACCAAGAUCCAAUCGGACCUAUCAAGAUAAAAAUGCCUGUUCCCACCAUGCCGUCAUCAGAAUGCUUAUUGAGGACGGACUCACUGUCCAGCACUGAACCCGUUCUUUCUGACGGAUCGGUGGGGUCGGCACCAUCACUGGGACUGAGUCCUGGACCCAGUGCCGCCAUGGACAUCAGCAAACACGAGGAGAACCAGACUCGAGACAUGUCGAUGAAGCAUCAGCAGAAAGCCGUGGAGAUGACGUGGAAGAAAGACAUCGACGACGCUCUGAGCCCUGAAGCCUGGGCUGCGAUGCAGAAGUUCUCCACUUCAGCCGACGAGAAGGCCUUCGACUUCAAACCUGGGUUCAUGGCCUCUUUUCCGGACUUCUUGAAGACGGGCAAAAAGCAGUCCAACCUCGGCCACGAUGACGCCGAGCAGGAUUCCCUAAACUCCUGUUCCUCUAUGAAGGGAGGGAUCCGACCGUUAUCCCCUCCUCCUCCUCCUCCUCUCUCCCGAGCACCAACUCCUCCACAGACGUUCUGCGCGGGGGGCCGGGGCGACGGGGCGGACCUGGACGAGGAGCUCAAAGGAAACCUGGAGACGCUGCCCUCCUUCUCCUCCGACGAAGAGGAGGAGGAGGUCAAUAAAAACCAGGACCUGCAGAAGAGCAUCUCGUCUGCCAUCUCGGCCCUUUACGACACCCCGCACUCGCUCGCCGCCGCCACGGCGUCCGCUGUGGCCAAGGCGCCACACGACAUGUCCCCGGCUGACCCGCCGCCGCCGCUUAGUCCCCCGCUCCCCGCCGUGCCUCCCCUCAUCCCCAGCAUGGAGGAAGGAAAAGAGGAGGCGCUCACUUACAUGCAGGAGAACACACGGGACGACGAGGAAGAGACGGAAAGAUCGGUCUCCCCGCAGUCGAUCGGAGAACACGCGGAGGAGAGGGAGGUGACGCAGGAGGCGGAGGGGGGGGGGGAGGCCGAAGACGACGAGGAGCACGCGAGCGAUCGACGGACUCUGCAGCAGGGAGCCCUGGAGGAGGAGGAGGAGGAGGAAGAGGAGGAGCGACGGGAGAGGAUGUCCGAAAUGCAGGUUUCGGAGGUCCCCCGAGUUGAAGAUUCUCCAUCAGCACCUGUACUCGCUCCUGCGACUCCCUCUCCAUCGCCGCCCAUCCCCCCCUCCGCUCCGCCCGCAUACCUUUCCCCCUCCCCCUCCCCUCCCCCGACUCUCUCGGUACCCUCCCGACUCCAGCAGGACGAGGAGGAGACCGUCCGAACCGGUCCCCUCCCUGAGCGGCAGCAGUCGCCCUACCCGCCAGCUCCGUCUGGUACCUCCCCUCCCCCGCCCGCCUCCCCUCCCCCGCCCGCCUCCCCUCGGCCUACCCCGCCCUCGCCCGUCUCCACCGACCUUCCCCCGGUCCAGUCCGUUCCCCCUCCACCCGCCACCCCUCCCCCAUCGUCCGCCGAUCAGGCCCGGGAGCCCGAAGCCGAGCAGCCUUCCCCCGCCUCGCCCGCCUCCUCCUCCUCAUCCUCCUCCUCCUCCUCGUUCUCUUCGUCAUCCUCGCCGCCGCCGUCGCCCCCGACCCCGGAGGAGGCGCCGACGCCUCAGCGUCUCACCUCCCUCCACCUGGCGAAGAAGCAGGCGGACGCCGCCGUCGCCGGGGAGAGCGAGGAGGAGGACAGCGAGAGCGGAGGCGAGGGGAUCUUCCGCGAGCGGGACGAGUUUGUGGUGCGGGCCGAGGACAUCGGGACUCUUAAACUGGCCUUGCAGACGGGCCGGGAGCCCCCGCCCAUCUGGAGGGUGCAGAAGGCUUUGCUCCAGAAGUUCAGCCCAGAGAUCAAAGAUGGCCAACGGCAGUUCUGUGCAACGAGUAACUAUCUGGGUUACUUUGGCGAUGCCAAAAUGCGAUACCAGCGUUUGUACAUCAAGUUCUUGGAGAACGUCAACAAAAAAGAUUACGUCAGAGUUUGCUCUCGGAAGCCGUGGCACAGAGCCGGCCUCGCCCUGAGGCGCCAGUCACUACCGCAUCCCUCUACUCACAAUCAAACCCCACCUCGGGGGGAAAGAGGGGACAAGGAGAGACAGAAAGAGAGGGAGAUGAAGGAGCAGAGAGAACGAGAACAAAGAGAGAGGGAGCACAGGGAGAAAGUAGAGAAGGAACACAAGGAGAGAGAAGAAAAAGAGAAGGACAAACGGGACAAGGAGCAGAAGGAGAGGGAAAGGAAAGAACAUGAGAACGCGGAGAAAGAAAGAGAGGACAGAGAGCAAAAGGAAAGGGAACGAGUGGAGAAGGAGCAGAAAGACGGGGAGAGGAGGGAGAAGGAGAGAGAGUUGAAAGAGAGAAGGAAUAGGGAGCAGAGAGAGAAUGAGAAACAGGAUAGAGAGAGGAAAGAAAGGGAGAGGCAGGAGAGGGAGCUGAGCGAGAGAGGGAAAAUGGAGAGGGAGGAGAGACAGCAACAAGAGAGGGAGAAGCAAGAGAGGGAGAGAACUGAUAAAGAGAGGGAAAGGGAGUGUCGAGAAAAAGAGAAACAAGAGAGGGAGCGGAAGGAGAAAGAAGAGAGGGAGCAGAAAGAAAAGGAUGGAAGGGAGAGGGAAAAAGAGAAAGAGAGACAAAGGGGUCACGAGAAGGAGAAGAUGGCGAGAGAGGAGCAGGAGAGGAGAGAGGGCACAGUGGAGUUUGCCAGGUUGAAGGAGGAAAAGAGAGGAGGAGGAGGAGGAGAAAAGAAGAUGGAUUGUCAGCCCAGAGCCAAGACCUCAAAGGACAAGGCGGAGCCUCCUCCCAAUAAGAGGAAGAAGUGGCUGAAGGAGGUGCCCUCCUCUUCCUCCGAGUCCGACUCCUCCCGACCCAGCGAUGACGAAGGACCGGUGCGGGGUGGAGUCAACAGCAGAGCCAUGAGGGAGAUCUUCAGGAGCUACGUGGAGAUGCUGGUCAGUACUGCACUGGACCCGGACAUGAUCCAAGCCCUGGAGGACACCGAUGAUGAGUUGUACCUCCCACCCAUGAGGAAAGUCGAUAGUCUGCUCGGGGAACAGAAGAAGAAGUUGUUGAGGAGAGUCACCAUGAGUGUUCAGCACCAGGAGGCUCUACAUAUAUUCCCCAAAAUGAUGGCAGACCCCCUGGAAUCUGGAGCUGUCAAAGUUCACCUGGGUGGGGAGGGGUACAACCGCAAAACCCUCAACCGGGUCAAGAGGAGUAUCCCUAAGCAACAGGAUCUAAAGCUCUCGAUUGAAACUUGCCGGAUAUACAGUCUGUAUCAUUCCCUCCACCACUACAAGUACCACACAUUCCUGCACUGCAAGAAGGAGACGGAUAGCAUCGAGCAGGCGGCGGAGGACCCCGGCCAGGAGGAGGUGGUGCAGCAGUGCAUGGCGAACCAGAGCUGGCUGGAGAGCCUCUUUACCGCCUUCAUGGAACUGCUUAGCCUCAGUGCCAAGGCCUGAAGGAGCCACCACACUCACACACCCACCUGCAGUAUUGAGAAUACAGAGGCAUCCAUUUGUGAAACAAAAGGACGGCGCUGCCGAGCAGCGUACGGAUGCUUCGGAGUGAGACGACCGUCGGUUUGUUUGUCUGAGAGUUAACUUUUAAAGCGUUUUCUUAUUAAGUACCUCUUUUAUUUCAAGAAAAGUAUUGACCGAUGGAGGGAGUGCACUACGUGAAUGUGAUGGAUUUUCCAUAAGACAAAAAAAGGUAUCGGCACUACAAAAGAGUUCUUUAAGACCUACAGAGUAUUGAGAGACAUACGCGAGAUGUCUAUAAGUAAUAACUACUAUGUUUUGGUUUAAUUUCUACAAGGACAUUUCCAAAUAUGACCGUUCUUAGAUGGGAUUGUUUGCUGUUAAUGUUGAAGAAAAAUGUUUUAAAAGGGAUAUACAUGAGAUAGCCCGCCUGCUAUAGUUGCGUGAGACGGAGGUGAGGUUAAAAAGGACUAUCGUAUGGUCUCUCUCUUCUACCAGCCUCAGUUAGACAGAGUUGAUUGAGGGGAAAUGUAUUUAAAAAAAACUAAGCUGUGUUCUUUCCGUUUGUUCUUCAAAAGACGACGAGAGAGAGGAUUUAAUGCCUGUAAGACGAUGAAUGAAAAAAUAAAGCACGACUGUCUUAACGGAAGUGUGAGGUGAAAUGAUCCAAAAUGUCAGUGUUUAAUGUCAGUCAUUUUUAUCUGUUUGUUGUUGAUUGAUAUUUCCUAUUCUUUGACCUCUCAGAGGAUAUUCUCUGUUGUUCUGAUGUGUGUGUAUAUAAUGUACAGCUACUUCAUUCUCUAGUUUUCAGUUGAUCUUCUGUACAUGAAAUUCCCGUAUUUGACAUAAUGAAAUAAAAGUGUUCAAAUGACAUAAGAA
Molecule: messenger RNA, 9244 nt
Organism: Pseudoliparis swirei
Lineage: Eukaryota; Metazoa; Chordata; Actinopteri; Perciformes; Liparidae
Gene: prr12b
Product: proline rich 12b
Exons: 16
Coding region: 56-8347 (2763 amino acids)
Source: RefSeq, a predicted model, not a curated record